Molecule: messenger RNA, 847 nt
Organism: Colius striatus (speckled mousebird)
Lineage: Eukaryota; Metazoa; Chordata; Aves; Coliiformes; Coliidae
Gene: ECRG4
Product: ECRG4 augurin precursor
Exons: 5
Coding region: 189-644 (151 amino acids)
Biological process (GO): anaphase-promoting complex-dependent catabolic process; G1 to G0 transition; central nervous system development
Source: RefSeq, a predicted model, not a curated record
CAGUCCCGUGGUUCCUUCCCCUGCUCGCAGCCUUGGUUGCUUCUUACCCUGCUCACAGGAGGCAAGACAUGCCGAAAUAAAGAGAAACUUGUUCUGUGGCAGGAAAGGUCAUUUCUUCUGGCCAGGCACUUGGGAAGGAGACGGGAACGCGUAUUAUUUUAAAGGUGUGCCUCCACGCCAGCUCAGCCAUGCCACUGAUGGGACCCUACCGAGCCCUGCCCAGGGCUGCUGCCCUCAUCCUCUUCCUCCUGCUUCCGCUGCUCUGCACGGCCCCAGAUGUUUCCAGGGGAAAUAAGCUUAAACAGAUGCUUCAGAAACGUGAAGCCCCUGUUGCUGCAAAGCCUGAGGUGUCAGUGAAAGAAAGAGCGGCCAAGGAGUUCCUCAGCAGCCUGAGACGGCAGCGGCGUCAGCUGUGGGACAGGAGCCAGCCCGACGUACAGCAGUGGUACCAGCAGUUCCUCUACCUGGGAUUCGAUGAGGCGAAAUUUGAAGAUGACAUGUCCUACUGGACAAACUUAGGGCGUGCUCGUAAUGAAUACUAUGGUGGAUACUACCAACAUCAUUACGAUGAAGACUCACCAAUCGGCCCACGUAACCCACACACCUUCAGGCACGGAGCAGCUGUCAACUACGAUGACUACUAAUGUCAUCUAUGCUACUACAGUUGGUGUCUAUCAGGAGGGCUGCAUGAGGCAAGGCUGAGCCCGUCCUCAGUAAGAAGGACCCGGCUUUCCUCCUGUUCAUGUAAACCAGCAAGAGUAAAGGGAUCACCAGACUCUGAAGAAAGCAACGUGACUUUUGUUACUUACUGUUACUUAGUAGUACGCUCUAUAUAGUGUCAUAGAAA